UGGGUGUAUUGGUGCGUUGACAGUUCGUUGGUAGCCGUCUCUCAGCAAACGUCAAACUCGGUAGCUGCGGUAGUAUUCCCUUUCACUGAUUAAUUUUGACGAACAAAAAUACAACAAUCAUCAAAAAUGAAAGUAUUUUUAGCCGAUUCAGUUAAAUUCUUUGUUUUUUAUUUUUUUUGCCUCAAAUUUUCGUAGUUCAAAAAUUCAUUGAACUCAACGAUAGCCAUACAAUCAAGUGAAUAUGCACAUUGGUCGCGGCAAUUAAAGUCAUUUGAACUUUAGUUCUGUAAGCAAAACCUGAUUUGUGAUGAUGUAAACAAAGUUAAAUACCAAGAAAAAUCACAAAGCACAUUACACGAUACGUCAACGACGCUUCGCUUAAUUGUCUCUCAUCUACACGCAUUGCUACAUUGGCAUUUUAGCGUGCUUGUUUAUCGCAUGCAGAUCAUUGUUCGCAUUUAAGUCAAUUGCAAUAUAUUCUUUAACCACAACUGAAUAGAACAAAAAAAAAAUUGUGAUGAAUUCUAGAUAAGAACAACUACGUGUGAAAUAAUUUAGUUCCGUUUCGGUGUUUUGAUUUAAUUGCCACACAAUGAAUGAAAUUCAUAUGAAAUUUAAGCCAUUCGUCAUUGGAUCGGCCACAGUGUUUUUUCUUAUAUUUUAUUUGGCAUUUUUGCGAACGCCGGAGUGUCCAAAUGACGCAAAAAAUGCAAUCGUCGCAGAUGCAUAUCAACAACAGGUGUCACAAAAGAAGCAAUCAUUAUUCAAUUCACAACCAUUUACCGUCUAUGCAAUCACACCCACUUAUGCACGACCAGUACAAAAAGCAGAGCUCACUAGACUAGCACAAACAUUACUGCUCGUGCCGUUUGUACAUUGGAUUAUUGUCGAAGACGCUGAUAAAAACUCCGAUUUGGUGCGGAAUUUACUGGAGAAGAAAGGCUUGACCCAUCGAAGUACAUUGCUCUUCGCUAAAACGCCUAGCGAUUUCAAGCUGCAGCGUAAAGAUCCGUCAUGGUCCAAGCCCAGAGGUGUCGCUCAACGAAACGAAGCACUGAAAUGGGUUCGAAACAACGUCAUUUACACACCAGAAUCACGUUCAGCGAUCUAUUUUAUGGACGACGACAAUACUUACGGCACCGAAUUAUUCGAAGAGAUCAAAAAGAUUGAGUCAGGGAAAGUGGCGGUGUGGCCAGUCGGACUUGUUGGUGGGUUAUUAGUGGAAAAGCCCGUUCUUGAUGACAACCAUCGUGUUUUAGGAUUCAAUAGUGCGUGGAGGCCCGAACGACCGUUUCCUAUCGACAUGGCCGGUUUUGCCAUUUCAACCGAUCUAAUGCUCAAAUAUCCCGAUGCAAUGUUUAGCUUUGAUGUGGAACGGGGCUAUCAAGAAAGUGAAAUACUCAGAUAUUUGGUGGUUGUUCGUGAUUUACAGCCGCUAGCCAAUUUUUGCCGUGAGAUUUAUGUUUGGCAUACCCGGACUGAAACGCCCAAACUAGACGCCGAGGCCAAAUUACGCAAAGAGGGCCGGAGAUCAGACGCAAACGGGAUGGAAGUUUAAAUGUUUAGAGAAGCUCUUUCUCAGGGCGAUUCUUUUCAACGAACAAUUGAACACAAAUAUUCAUCUAUUUUCAAUUUAUAUUAUUUCAAAAUCUCGUAAAAUCGGAAAUCAUUUUUUGUAUCUCAAACAAGUCACAAUUUGAAAUGUAAUUGAAGAGCAGCUUUAUACCGAAAAAAAAACAGGAACAGUUUAGAUGAUAAAAUGAAUAAAUCUAUUUUUUAUGCAAAA
Sitodiplosis mosellana (orange wheat blossom midge) is the source of this 1786-nucleotide messenger RNA. It is a transcript of the gene GlcAT-I, whose product is annotated as galactosylgalactosylxylosylprotein 3-beta-glucuronosyltransferase I. Gene Ontology annotation, cellular component: Golgi membrane. Gene Ontology annotation, molecular function: galactosylgalactosylxylosylprotein 3-beta-glucuronosyltransferase activity. The transcript is spliced from 4 exons. Lineage: Eukaryota; Metazoa; Arthropoda; Insecta; Diptera; Cecidomyiidae. The record is from RefSeq and is a predicted model, not a curated record. Bases 593 to 1558 code for a protein of 321 amino acids. Gene Ontology annotation, biological process: carbohydrate metabolic process; chondroitin sulfate proteoglycan biosynthetic process.